AUGGCGCCUCUGUCUUGUUUGGCCGGACCUGACAAGCAGAGCAGCAGCAAGACGGAUGUUUUAGCCGCUCUGGAUUCUCUCUCCACACUCGAUGCCAUUUUUUCAGACAGCGGGUAUGAAAGUGGCUCCGUCAGCGACGAUGAAGACGACGACGACGGCCAACUUCCCGCCGAACACUACCUGGCUUUAGCAGAGAGCCUUGAUAUCGCUCAGCUUCGACAGAAGCGGUACAGCCCCAACACCCAGGAAAAACUCGACGAGACCCGCGAUUACUGGGAGAGGUAUUGUCGGCACAUCAAGGCUAACGCAGAGCGGCAAUGGGUUCGGAUCUCUGAUUCAGAGGAGACGGUUCGCUUCCUGUAUGCGUUCUUCAGUUGGCGGUGUGAUAUCCGUCGUGGCAAGAACAAUCGAUACUGUCCGGGCAUUAAAUGCAAAAGCUCGCUGGAGACAUUUUGGAAGUGGUGGCACCUUGUCCUCAAACAGGAAACAGCAUCGGGACUAAACAAAGAUACGAUUGUCAAGGUGGAAGAUGUGGCCACAGAAAAAAAGCUGGCUCUUGUCGGGCGGCCGAAGAAGAACAUGUAUAUCGAAGAUGUUGCUGAGUUCGCUCGAGUCGUCCUCACCACCACUGAGAUGACAUUUGUCUCUGGUUGGCAGCGCAUUCAAAUGCUUUUCUUCCUGCAGCUUGCAGCCAUCACCGCCAGCCGUCCUUCGGCGAUCCUUCAUCUUCGGUAUCGAGACAUCAUGCUAACCCUGAUCCGAGUUCCUGACGGUGGACGCCCCCGAUUGUUCAUAUUCUUAAAACCAGAGUUUACCAAAAGAUUUCUUGGAAAUAAGGCACCGAACGAGUUUAAGAUUCCGGAAAUCAUCUUUGACCCGACCCUGGUUCUCAGCCCGCAUAUCUGCCUGCUGACUAUGCUCUUUCACCUUGGAGGAUUCAAGUCAAUUUCAACUACUGGACCAGUGUUGGAUUCCGCAGAGAAACUCUACAGCGCCAAAGUGCUGGAUGGCAAGGGACAGCAGCCGCUGCUACUAAAGGAUGAAUUACUAGAUAAGUUUGUGUUUUGCCAGACGGAGCUGACAUCCACUGGAUUUAAAAUUUGCCUGGAUCAGAGGAUGACUGCAUCCAUGGUGAGUUCCCGGAUGCGCCGAGCCGGUGAGAUCACGGGCUUUGAGGAGGUCGCCCACCCGUACAACCUCCGCUACGCUGGAGCUAAGGCAUUUAACAACAGCGAGGAAGUUACGGAGGCUCUUCAGAACGUCAUGCUCCAACACGCGGAUAUUCGCACCUUCGUCAAGCAUUAUCAGGUGGACGUCGACGUUGACGCGCAGGGAAUAGUCCGGAAAACAGGCUCCCAAACAGCAUUGGUGCGAUUUGCCUGCUCGAUGAGUGCAUCAAUCGACCCCAACCGACCGUAUAAGCUCUCUCCAGAAGAAUCAAGGUCCCUCAACUACCUUCCAGUUGUCCUUGGCCGGCAGGAUACUGUCCAGAAGCGCAAGCGGGAAUUGGAUGACCGUGAAGCCGAGUUAGAACGUGCCAACAAGGUGUGCAAGACUGCUUUAGGGCAUCUUGACGAUAGAGUACUCGCCGAGUCCAACCCCGAGGUGCUGGAGAGACUGGAGGUUUUCCGUGAUCGGACAGCAGAAGCAAAGUCGGUGUACAACAGCGCUGUCCGUGAGCUGCGUAACGAGAAGCAGCGGCAGCGGAACCGACGGAUCCGUGAGAACCUUGAGCGCUAUAAGAAUGAGCAACCUGUGAUUGACCUUGAACGACAACUGGCCGGGAAACUGGUGGAUACCAAAGUCAUGGACACUUUCGAGCACGAGGCCUUCAUGCCUCCGGAGCACUUGAUGUUUGUUGACUGCAUGCUGACCAUGCCGGGCGCUAGUCUUGAAGCGGAAUAUCAGCGGAGGAUCAACACAAUCAACGCAGGGGUCGCAUUCUGUGGCGUGGAGGAAGGGCGGCCCUCGCGCCGGCCCGCGCGCCGGCCCGCGGUCGAUGAUGACCCUUAUCCUCCGACCAAGCGGCAGAGGUGCUUGGUAAAGGAUUUACCCGAGGUCCUCUUGCACCAAGCAAUGGAGUCUGUGCAGGCCAAGCCUACAGCUGAACAGCCUCAGACCUGCUUUCGGCCUCGCGUUUGCUUUCUCUGCGUUGGGAAUCCUAGUUGCUCGCUGAAGGACCGCAUUAAAAAAUACGCAACAUCCGGAUCACUUACAAGGCAUUUUCUACGAAGGCAUAUCAACCCUCCAUGGCCGGCCGCUGGGGUUGAGUGCAAUGUUUGCGAGGGGAAGGUGCUCCCGGCCAAAUCUGUUCUUCUCAACCAUGCAGAGGACGCCCAUGGAACUGUUGUGCGGGGUCGCGCUCGGGAGAAACUGGCGUUAGAAUAUCAACGGAGCCUAGAGAACUAG
Histoplasma mississippiense is the source of this 2409-nucleotide messenger RNA. RefSeq lists its product as hypothetical. The transcript has 5 exons. The record is from RefSeq and is a predicted model, not a curated record. The coding region runs from base 1 to 2409 and encodes 802 amino acids. NCBI's taxonomy places the organism in Eukaryota, Fungi, Ascomycota, Eurotiomycetes, Onygenales, Ajellomycetaceae. Gene Ontology annotation, biological process: DNA integration; DNA recombination. Gene Ontology annotation, molecular function: DNA binding.